Molecule: messenger RNA, 3918 nt
Organism: Felis catus (domestic cat)
Lineage: Eukaryota; Metazoa; Chordata; Mammalia; Carnivora; Felidae
Gene: USH1C
Product: USH1 protein network component harmonin
Exons: 26
Coding region: 109-2790 (893 amino acids)
Biological process (GO): retinal cone cell development; sensory perception of sound; inner ear auditory receptor cell differentiation
Cellular component (GO): photoreceptor inner segment; cilium; plasma membrane
Molecular function (GO): protein binding
Source: RefSeq, a predicted model, not a curated record
CCCACCGCUCCCAGGGCUGCCGGAUCUCGUUGCGGCUCCUUGCCGGCUUGGGGCCGCCAGGCAUCCGAAGUAGCGAGUUGUGUGGCGACGCUGCGAUCUGGCCCAGCCAUGGACCGGAAGGUGGCUCGAGAGUUCCGGCACAAGGUGGAUUUUCUGAUUGAAAAUGAUGCGGAGAAGGACUAUCUAUAUGAUGUGCUGCGGAUGUAUCACCAAACCAUGGAUGUGGUCGUGCUUGUGGGAGACCUGAAGCUGGUCAUCAAUGAGCCUAGCCGCCUGCCGCUGUUUGACGCCAUCAGGCCCCUGAUCCCACUGAAGCACCAGGUGGAAUACGACCAGCUGACCCCCCGGCGUUCCAGGAAGCUGAAGGAGGUGCGUCUGGACCGUCUGCACCCUGAAGGCCUCGGCCUCAGUGUUCGUGGGGGCCUCGAGUUCGGCUGUGGGCUCUUCAUCUCCCACCUCAUCAAAGGGGGUCAGGCUGACAGUGUCGGCCUCCAGGUAGGGGAUGAGAUCGUCCGGAUCAAUGGAUAUUCCAUCUCCUCCUGCACCCAUGAGGAAGUCAUCAACCUCAUCCGCACCAAGAAGACUGUGUCCAUCAAAGUGAGACACAUCGGCCUGAUUCCCGUGAAGAGCUCUCCUGAUGAACCCCUCAAAUGGCAGUAUGUGGAUCAGUUUGUGUCAGAAUCUGAGGGUGGGCGGAGCAGCCUGGGCUUCCCCGGCAGUCGGGAAAACAAGGAGAAGAAGGUCUUCAUCAGUCUGGUAGGAUCCCGGGGCCUUGGCUGCAGCAUUUCCAGUGGGCCCAUCCAGAAACCUGGCAUCUUUAUCAGCAACGUGAAGCCUGGUUCCCUGUCUGCUGAGGUGGGGCUGGAGACAGGGGACCAGAUUGUCGAAGUCAACGGCAUCGACUUCUCCAACCUGGACCACAAGGAGGCCGUCAACGUGCUGAAGAGUAGCCGCAGCCUGACCAUCUCCAUUGUAGCUGGAGCUGGCCGAGAGCUGUUCCUGACAGACCGGGAGCGGCUGGAGGAGGCACGGCAGCGCGAGCUACAGCGGCAGGAGCUUCUCAUGCAGAAGCGGCUGGCAAUGGAGUCCAACAAGAUCCUCCAGGAGCAGCAGGAGAUGGAACGACAGAGAAAAAAAGAAAUUGCCCAGAAGGCAGCAGAGGAGAAUGAAAGAUACCGGAAGGAGAUGGAACAGAUUGUGGAAGAGGAGGAGAAGUUUAAGAAGCAGUGGGAAGAAGACUGGGGCUCAAAGGAACAGCUGCUCUCAUCUAAAACCAUCACCGCUGAGGUGCACCCAAUACCCCUUCGCAAGCCUAAGUCCUUUGGGUGGUUUUAUCGUUACGAUGGCAAAUUCCCAACCAUCCGGAAGAAAGGAAAGGAUAAGAAGAAAGCCAAGUAUGACAGCCUGCAAGAGUUGAGAAAGAAUAAGAAGGAACUAGAGUUUGAGCAAAAGCUUUACAAAGAGAAAGAGGAAAUGCUGGAAAAGGAAAAACAACUGAAAAUCAACCGGCUGGCCCAGGAGGUGUCCGAGACAGAGCGGGAAGACCUUGAGGAAUCGGAAAAGAUUCAGUAUUGGGUGGAAAGGCUCUGUCAGACACGCCUUGAGCAGAUUUCCUCUGCUGAUAAUGAGAUUUCAGAGAUGACCACGGGGCCCCCGCCUCCCCCGCCUUCUGUGUCUCCCCUGGUCCCACCCCUGAGACGCUUCGCAGGCGGGCUGCACCUCCACACCACUGACCUGGAUGACAUCCCCUUGGACAUGUUCUACUAUCCCCCCAAGACUACCUCGGCCUUGCCUGUGAUGCCCCACCCCCCACCCUCCAACCCAUCCCCCAAGAUCCCCGCGCCCCCUGUCCUUCCCUCAUCAGGCCGUGUGAGUGCCUCUUCUUCACCCUGGGUCCAACGCACUCCACCCCCCAUUCCCAUCCCUCCCCCACCAUCUAUCCCCACCCAAGACCUGACUCCUACCCGCCCGCUACCCUCGGCACUGGAAGAGGCACUGGGCAACCACCCCUUCCGUGCUGGGGACACAGGAAAUCCAACAGAGGACUGGGAAGCAAAGAACCACAGUGGGAAGCCCACUAAUUCCCCUGUCCCUGAACGGAGCUUCCCACCCACCCCAAAGACAUUUUGCCCAAGCCCACAGCCUCCCCGAGGCCCUGGCGUGUCCACCAUCUCCAAACCUGUCAUGGUCCACCAGGAGCCCAACUUCAUCUACAGGCCAGCUGUGAAAUCCGAGGUCCUGCCACAGGAGAUGUUGAAGAGGAUGGUGGUUUAUCAGACCGCGUUCAGACAAGAUUUCCGGAAAUAUGAGGAAGACUUUGACCCCUACUCCAUGUUCACCCCAGAGCAGAUCAUAGGGAAGGAUGUCCGCCUCCUACGCAUUAAGAAGGAGGGAUCCUUAGAUCUGGCCCUGGAAGGCGGUGUGGACUCCCCAGUCGGAAAGGUGGUCGUCUCAGCUGUGUAUGAGGGGGGAGCUGCUGAGCGGCAUGGUGGCAUUGUGAAAGGGGAUGAGGUCAUGGCGAUCAAUGGCAAGAUUGUGACGGACUACACCCUGGCUGAGGCAGAGGCCACCCUGCAGAAGGCCUGGAGUCAGGGGGGCUUCUCCCCACAGGACUGGAUCGACCUUGUUGUUGCCGUCUGUCCCCCCAAGGAAUACGAUGACGAGCUCUCUUCUCUUCCCUCCUCUGCAGCCGAAAGCCCCCAGCCGGUCCGAAAGUUCCUUGAAGACCGUGCUCCCGUGCAUAGACACAGGUUCCUCCUGCAGCUGGAGCCUGGCAGCCCCCCACGGUGAAUAGGCAGGCGGGCUACAGGGCCCUGUCUGUCCAUGCUGCAUGCAGUGGCCAUCUGCUGCCGGUGCUGGCAGGUUCUUUGGACUGGCAUCUGGAGGGCUGUACAAGGCUCCAUCCCUGAAGUGCCAUCCAGGCCUGCUGGGGGCCACCCUGGAAUUUUGUCCACCUCAAAGACCCUCCCACUCAGGGGGAGCCAAGCAGAGCCCAGUUUGUAGCACACUCGGGACCUGGGUAUCCCACUCACCAGAGCCCUUGAGAACAGCCACGGGUGCUAUGCAGCACCCAUGCAAGCAGGGUGGGGGCAGUGAGCACCAUUCUCUACUGGGCACAGACAGUGCCUGAUGGGCUGGGUGAGCCCAGAGGAAGUGCAGCCUGGAUAUCCCCCCCAGAGGUGUCCUCAGCGAAAUGUGCCUCCCUUCCCUGGGAACACCACCCUCUGGGAGCCCCUGCUCUACCAGGCCCCAUGCUUGGGCAGAGCCAGGGCAAUUAGGAGGCAAUUAAGGCUGGUCCAAAGAACCAGGGUUGGCCUAUCUGAGCUGUUCAUGUCCUGUUGUGACUUGUCAUGGCCUGAGCCCUGCUUGGACCAAACUGUCCCCUGUGCCUUCUCUCUCCCUUGGCUCCAGCUCCCUUGACAGUGUCCUCUGUGGAACACUGUGGAGCCCAGUUUGGGGAUGGGCUUCCCACUCUGUGACAGAGCUGUGCUCAUGGACAGAGCUGGCAGGUGGCCAUGAAACUGGUGUUUGGUGUGGCCUAAGGCCCGCAGCUGGCAGCAUAUGGGGCAGACUGAGGCCUGGACUUGUUGACUUUUCUGUUACAAGUUUCUCAAAACAUGAGGACCUCACGCUCCCAAGACAGUGGGCCCGCUCUGCCCUGCCUUCUGGGAUGGCCUCAGUGGCCCUAUGUUUUCUGCCACUUGUCAUGUGCUCUUUGUAAGGGACCCCACACUGCCUUCUGGUCCCCUCCUGUCUCAUCCCACAUAUCCCUUCUGACCUCUCCCUGGCCUCGUGUGUUGUGGCUAUAGCGUCUGUGGAGCUGUGUGGGGCCUGCCGUGUGCUGCCUGUUGUCAGGCCCUGCCCUGGGCUGCGUGUGCACCCACAAGGCCUGCAUCCGCCUGGUCUGCUUCUUCUUCC